This is a messenger RNA of Saprolegnia parasitica CBS 223.65, 234 nucleotides long. RefSeq lists its product as hypothetical. The record is from RefSeq and is a predicted model, not a curated record. The transcript has a single exon. The annotation marks the transcript as partial. Lineage: Eukaryota; Oomycota; Saprolegniomycetes; Saprolegniales; Saprolegniaceae.
CGCCAUGGCGGGUUCUGGGCGGUCGCCGACUUUGCGCCGUGGCCGCCCGAGGUGCACUUUCGCUGCGACCCGGCGCACGACGACGAUGACGGUGGUCACUGCAAGCGCUACGCGCCGUUGCCACCCAACCGCGGGUACUCGGCGCGGGUGCCGGACGAUACGACCAAAGUGAGUCCGAUGCUGCAGCUACUGCCGUGCCGCCAGGCCCUCGCCGGCUCCAAAGAAGAAUUGUAA